Messenger RNA from Closterium sp. Naga37s-1, 459 nucleotides. NCBI's taxonomy places the organism in Eukaryota, Viridiplantae, Streptophyta, Zygnematophyceae, Desmidiales, Closteriaceae. The record is from the annotation of a GenBank genome assembly.
AUGGCGACGGCCAAAAUAGCACUAUUAGCUGCUGCCUUCGCUCUCUUGUUCGCGCUACAAGCCUUCGCGGAUCCCGCACCCGAUCCUCGCCCUGCCAAGUGCGACUACUCGGUGGGAAAAUGGGUGAAGGCGGUGAAUCAGCCAAAGCGGUACUCGGGCAUAGGAUGGGAGCCCAAUUACUGCAAGUACAUCCGCAGCGGCUUGAACUGCGAAACCAACAACCGCCCCGACCAGCUCUACCAUCAGCUGCGCUGGCAGCCGGAGAAGUGCGAUCUUAGUUAUGUUACCGCGGAGGAUUGGGGUUUCCUCAUGAAGGGCAAGAGGAUGCUUAUGGUGGGAGACUCCAUAACGAACAACGCGUAUCAGUCCCUGCUCUGCCUCAUCAGCUCCGCCGACAACAAGGGAAAGGUGAGAGCGAAGGAGGAUGAAAGGACGCGCGAGUGUGUAAGCUCACAGUGA